AUGAUUGAUAAAGCUCCAGUAUACACGGACGACGACGACCACGACGACGACGCCGGAGACUACGCCACCUGGCGAGCACGCAGCUCGCGGCGUUUCCACACCAAGCGCUCGCUCUACACGGCUAAUCAAAAUCAUAUUCUCGGGCAAGGAAGUGGGAGCGGCGCUCAAGUACUUAAUUCACUUUUUUACCUUUUUAAUACGCUCUUGAUAAUUUCACACACAGGUCCCAUAGCUAGCGCAUUGCUGAAUAAGCUAGGCGCUCGACUGACGGUGAUCAUUGGAGGCUUGUUGGCAUCGGGCGGUCUCAUUAGCGGUUACUUCGCCCAAAGCGUCUAUCACAUCAUCAUCUCGUUUGGAUUGGUAGCAGGUAUCGGCUUUGGAAUGGUCUUCACUCCAUGCAUGGUUAUGGCGGGAACCUAUUUCAAUAGAUGGCGCUACCUGUCUACAGCCGUCGCGUGCAGUGGCGCUGGAUUUGGAACUCUUGCCUUCUCUUUCAUCUAUAGCAAUCUGACGGAGGCUUAUGGCUGGCGAGGCUCUAUGCUAAUAAACGGUGGCAUAGCCCUGCAUCUCGUGCUCUGCGGUGUCAUCCUGCGGCCUUUGUCCAACGCACCAGCCGCUAAGAUGCCCGCAUGUGACGUCACGUUGCUGCGUGACGUCGACGUACUCAUCUUCGCCGUCAGUAUGCUCCUCUGGAGCAUCGGCGCAGUGACGGUUUACGUCAUAGUCAGCGAUUAUCUCAUAGAGAGUGGGAUAGAGGAAGCUAAAGCCUACUUUCUAAUUACGAUCAUCGGGAUAGCCGCCUCGAUCGGGUCCCUGUUAGCUGGUUUCACCGCUUUUAUUCGUCACAUACCCUACGUUAACCUUUGGGUUUACACCUUAUCCGUGGCCGGCCAUGGAAUAUCGAGCAUGCUGUUUAGUACUGGCGGAACAUUCGGCGUCUUCGCCCUGUAUGGAACACUAUUCGGGUUCUUUUACGGUAUGCAGCUGGGAGCGUUGGCAAACGUUGUCAUAGAGUUCUUCGGAAUUCAAAAGUUCAACAGCUAUGGUUACUUCCUGUUUGCCGAGGGAAUUGGAAAUCUAAUUGGAGCUCCCAUUGCAGGUGCAAUUCGUGAUUACACCAAGAGUUACGUCAUAUCGUUCCUGUUCGCUGGUUCGUCCAGUCUGCUGAGUUCUGCUAUUCUCGUCCUGCUGUAUAUCCUCGACAAAAGAAAAAAACCCGCACCGACCGACGUUGACGGAAAGCAACGCAACUCUUCAGUAGAUCAUCAGAGAGCUGAGGAACAGUAUCGCCCUCGCACGAUGUCUACGCUAACAGCUGAGACUGAGGUAGCUGACGCUCCUAACAUCUAGGUUCCUUGUAACCCUGUCACGCGUGAACAGUACUAUUUAGCAUUUAUUGAUGUGGGCAGUGAUGUUGCACUGAAAAUAUACAAAUAGCAUAAUGUGGCCGUAAUUCAAUAUACAUGCCUAUACUACUGUUUACGCGGAAUAUAAACUGACCACACUCGCGUAUCACGUAUAUGUACACCAUGUGUAAAAGAUCGACGUGAAAGAAAUAUUUACUACAGAAUAUUGCGAAAAACAUUGUCUAUAUGUAAGUUAGAUAACUUAGAACCGUGCUAUCACUCAUUCAUGAAUCUGCACAAUACGUGCGCUUGUAUAUUAUGUCACUCGCCUGCCUGAAAGGAAUCAUCCAACGAGCGUUGUAAGGCAUCGAGUCUAAGAAAACUGAUGGAAUCAAAUCAAGUUGAAAAAUGUUGUCUCAUGAUGUAGUAACCGCGCCUUUCUUAUUGUCUAUUCAUGGUGCGUACUGCCAGCGAUCGAGUCUGCAUUCCUUCUACGUGGCGCAAGGAAAUCUUAUAUGUUAUAACAGUGUAACCAUGUGUAUAGUCCGAUAACAAUCGCAGCAUAUUAAUUUAACAGAUUCAAAAAUCUAUUACAUAUGUAUGGCGUUUAGUGAUACGGAACGUCUUCCCGCUGUAGCAGCUGUCAACAUAUUAGCUGAGUGCGUACUAAUAAUCCCAAGGCGCGUACCUUUCCUAGACUGAACGCAACAGGGCACUAGAUCAUGAGGUUCUAUCGACAAGAUGGUGGUUGGACCUGGGCCGUACUCUACUCGGCCUUCCUCGUGCAUUUCGGGGGAUUCCUGGGAAUGUCGUUAUCGUUUGGCGUCUAUUUCGUGGUGCUACAAAAUGUCUUAAGGUGUUCGACGAGCAUAACUUCAUGGGUCGGCUCUCUCAACAUAGGACUUCUGUUCAUAACAGGUGGGCGGAGCUCUGCGCUUCAUUACGUUAUAUCAUUCGCAUCUGUAGCGUUCAUUAUAUCCAUAAGUCAUGCAAUCAAGUUUAGAUUCAGGUUGUUUAAUUAUCCAUUCUGCUGCCGGUAUAAUUGUAAAGGUGCUCGAUGGAACUUCUUGAUAUAUGGCUAUUACGAACUGAUCGGUCGGAAUCGACAACGUAGCAGGUCGAAUGAUACCAAUUAAUAAUUUUACAUAGUUUACACGCGUUUAAAUUCACGUUUGUCUUACAUAGCAGCCCUGAAAAUUAGAUUACAGUGUUGUGCGCCAACGCAUCAGCUUAUAUGAACGCGCGCCGUUUAUAAUAUGGUUUAUUGUUAUAUAUAUAUAUAUGUAUAUAUAGCGAGCCACGACACAGUAGAUAAAUCAGGAGUACAUUCACAUGUUACUUACAUAUUACUUACCUACUUAUUUAUUUACUUAGGGUCGAUCAUCCCCUAAUUUUACCAAAUUUAUCAUAGUGAAUUUACAUUUCAGAGACUAGCGUAUAUUGGUAAUGACUUACAAAUUGCGUAUAAUUAUGGGUGAAUUACUGUAUCUCAAUUUUAGUGGUCAUAUUUCACAAAUCAUGUGAGCGAAUUUAGGUAAUCCGCGUUUUCGCAAUAUUGGGUAUUACUGUAGAGUAAUGUUAACCAUUUUGUUGACUUUGACUUUGUAUAAAAAUGUUUGGCAACUUUCAGAGGUGUUUAUUGGAAUGCUUUUGGUUAUAAUUCGAGUCUUGCUCUGUGUUUUGGACAAGAGCUGACCACAGUUUUACCAGGAUUACUAUACAUAAAGAAAUUGUUGUUAAUACUGUCGUGAAAACUUGCAAAACUCAUGAUGUCAUGUUCACCUUGACCUUGUAUAUUUUUUACAAAAAUUAUUCAAGUGUGAGAUACGUAUGGCUGUCAGCACAUUAUGUGAUAAUACGCGAAAAUAAUUCAAUUACGACAUACUUACAUCCUCUACUACAUACGUAUAGGAUUCUUAUGGUGGGUCUGACACAUAUAAUAGCAGCUAGAGGGAAAGCUUAUGAAAAUAUCAUACCGUGAUAAAUCCUAGCAUUGGAAAGUGCUGGACAUUUCCAUUUUCCGCCCCCUUUUGUCCCAAUUUAUAGAUGUCUAUGCACGGCCGGCAUAAGCUAGUGCGGGCUUGUAGCAUAUUAUGUUAUAAGCGGGCCCUAAAUAUUAAAAAAAUAUGAAUAUUAAAACACGUGAAUUUAAGUUAAUCUAAAUCUAAUACAUUUUCUAAUAAGUUAGAUGGUUAAUCAAUAGAUUUAAUAGAAAUAGAUUUACUCGCAAUUAAACUAUACCAGCACUCAUUGUAUCGGGUUUACGUGUAUACUAAAAUAAAUGUUUUUUAAUCAAAAUUUAACUAUUAGAUAGUUCAUGAUAUUACGGGGACCCGAAAACCACAGGGACCCUAAACCACAGGGCCCCUAAAACCACAGGGCCCCUAAAACCACAGGGCCCCUAAGCUACUAUUGUUAACUCAGUAAUCUGCUAAAGAUAUGUAUUUGAUUCGAUAAGUAAGAUAGGAACCCACUCACAGCGUACACUAGCCAAGCAUAAGUUAAAUUUCAAAUCGUGGUUGAAUCUAUUCGGAAAGAAAACUAUU
This is a messenger RNA of Priapulus caudatus, 3892 nucleotides long. RefSeq names its product monocarboxylate transporter 4-like. Gene Ontology annotation, biological process: monocarboxylic acid transport; transmembrane transport. The coding region runs from base 1 to 1350 and encodes 449 amino acids. The transcript has 5 exons. Lineage: Eukaryota; Metazoa; Priapulida; Priapulimorpha; Priapulimorphida; Priapulidae. Gene Ontology annotation, molecular function: monocarboxylic acid transmembrane transporter activity. The record is from RefSeq and is a predicted model, not a curated record.